AUGAGCAUGGUGAACGAUGCCAUUCGUGUCAUCCGGGAGAAAGAACAGGAUCCCAUUCUCACAUUCGACUGUCAUUUGAGUUCACUCCGGGACAUGAUUAAAAUCAUGUCUCGCUCCAUAAGCAGUGGAGCAGAGUACGAUGUCUCGUUCGAGGUGGCCUGUAUUAUCGCUGCUACCAUCCAAUCGAUUGCGGAAGAGUGUCCAUUCACAAACCCUCAGACACGCUUCAAUGGGCUCUCUGCUAUGCUCAAGAUUGGGAAGAACAUUGCACUUCUAUCCAAAGAUACACUGGGCCAUGAGGUGCGAAUGCAGUUCGAUUCAGAUCCCUCUCUUGCGGAAGAGAUGUUGGAAAUCCUCAAUUCUAUGACGGAGGAUGAAAUUCAAGAGAUAAGAGGGGAUGAGUCGAGUCCAGGAUCGUUAUGGCUAAAGUUACAGGAAUUGGAAAAGUUGUCCGAUGAUCUUGGUAUUCAUCCUGGACUAGACGAAGUGUUGAAACAAGUGGAUUCUGAUGGCUGUGAGGAUGAAGAGGAAUUAGACGAAGAGGAAGACGAGGACGAGAAUGAAGAAGAACUGGAUGAAGAGGAAAACGAGGACGAAGAGAAUUAG
Messenger RNA from Penicillium samsonianum, 606 nucleotides. RefSeq lists its product as uncharacterized. The transcript has a single exon. Lineage: Eukaryota; Fungi; Ascomycota; Eurotiomycetes; Eurotiales; Aspergillaceae. The coding region runs from base 1 to 606 and encodes 201 amino acids. The record is from RefSeq and is a predicted model, not a curated record.